Molecule: messenger RNA, 1682 nt
Organism: Thlaspi arvense
Lineage: Eukaryota; Viridiplantae; Streptophyta; Magnoliopsida; Brassicales; Brassicaceae
Source: the annotation of a GenBank genome assembly
GUUCUGCCCUGUGGAAUCGGAGCCGAUAAACGAGGCCGCGACACAAAACGAUCCGCCAUUUUUGAUUUUGCCAAAUAAGAGUCGAGUUUUUGGUUAGAAAGCAGAAAGAGGAAAACGAAGAAAGACGAAGAAGAAGAAUGCAUAGCGCGAAAGGAUUGCUGGCGAGAAUCGUUCGAAACAAGAUAUGGAGAUUUGGUUAUCGGAGGAGCUUCUGCUUGCUUAAGGUCACCACCGAGGAUCUUGAUAACCAGGUUCUCUUUGAAGGAAGCGGUUGUUCCCGCACUGCGAUUCUCAAUCGACCAUCUGCUCUCAAUGCGCUCACCACUCACAUGGGAGUCAGGUUGCAUAAGCUUUAUAAGAAUUGGGAAGAGGAUCCAAAUAUCGGGUUCGUGAUGAUGAAGGGGAGUGGAAGGGCAUUUUGUGCUGGUGGCGAUAUUGUCUCUCUCUAUCAUUUAAGAAAGAGAGGUAGCCCAGAUGCUAUGAGGGAGUUUUUCUGGACUUUGUAUAGUUUUAUAUACUUUCUAGGGACAUAUCUAAAGCCACAUGUGGCAAUUCUUAAUGGUGUUACCAUGGGAGGCGGAGCUGGAGUUUCGAUACCUGGGACGUUCCGUGUAGCUACUGAUAGAACUAUUUUUGCUACCCCUGAAACAAUCAUUGGGUUUCAUCCUGAUGCUGGCGCUUCUUUUAAUCUCUCCCACUUACCUGGUCGCUUAGGGGAGUAUCUGGGUCUGACUGGGUUGAAGCUCAGUGGAGCAGAAAUGCUGGCAUGUGGUCUUGCGACACAUUAUAUUAGUAGUAAGGAGGUUCCUGUAUUGGAAGAACAGCUGAAGAAGCUUCUGACUGAUGAUCCCUCUGUUGUUGAAGCAUCCUUAGAAAAAUGUGCAGAAGUUGCCUAUCCAGAAAAGACUGGUGUUCUUCGCAGGAUCGAUUUACUUGAAAAGUGCUUCGGUCAUGACACAGUGGAAGAAAUUGUUGAUUCUUUGGAAAUCGAGGCUGGUAGAACAAAAGACAUAUGGUGCACGACGACUCUACGUAGACUUAAAGAAACCUCGCCAUUGUCCUUGAAGGUCGCGUUGAGAUCUAUCCGAGAAGGAAGAUUUCAAACACUUGAUCAAUGCUUAAUUCGAGAGUACAAAAUGUCGCUACAAGGAACAGUCGGAGUUUUUUCCGGCAACUUCUGUGAGGGAGUACGAGCUCGAUUGGUAGACAAGGACGAAGCACCAAAGUGGGAUCCACCAAGCUUGGAGAAAGUUACAGAGGACAUGGUUGAUAAUUACUUCUCUCCCUUGACUCCUUCUGAACCUGAUCUUGACCUUCCCAUCAAACUCAGAGAGAGCAUCUAGUUAAAUUCAGAUUUGCUGCCAGAAAAACACCACUUCUCAUGUUUCAAGACAAUGAAAGAGGGGAUUUUUGGCCAAGAAGAUAUUCUAGUAGGAUAAUUUUUUGAAAUAAAAUAUAGGGGUUGUAUGAAUUCAUUUCAUGGACAGCUUACGAUUUACUCAUGCCGCGGGAGAAAUAAGAGCGGACUAAUAACACGAUUAAGCAUAGACAAACAUUCUUUAAUUUUAAAGGAAAUGAGCUAGAUGUAUGUAUGUAUAUGUAUUAUUGUAUUCAGCAAUAAGAACGGAUUAGUGCAAAUUUCCCAUAUCCUAUGCCGUCAACUUGAUCCAUAUCGAUUUAGU